AUGGCCCUCCCCUUCCAGAUGCUGUGGCAGGGAAGUGUGUUCCCAGCAGCCCUGCUCAUUUCUCCUGCCAGCUUUGGUGUGGACGUGAUGAAGUGGCACCCCGCGAGUGCCUCUUGGAGCCUGCCCGGCAUGCCCAAAGCAGUUCCAGACAGCCCCACCCAGGAAUCUGAGGGCCUUGGGUGGAAACCAGGGGGCUCUGGUCCCUCCUGUACCUGGACUCUGCAGUCCCCUCAGCCGGACUGCGGCUCUGGCCACUUCCCCUCCCCAUUGCGGUACAAGAGCCUCGAGCUGAGGGUGGGUGGGCAGGAGGGCCUGUCAGGAGUGCCUGCCUGCUGGGCCACGGACAAUAAAAGUGGCAGUGACCGCAGCUGUAUCUCUGCCCCCCCAGCCACCUUCUCAGCUGCUGCCUCCAGGAAGUCCACCCUGAUUGCUCUUUUGAAGGACCCUGAACUUGGGGGCCUGCACAUCCCCCAGGAGACUCAGCGCCUCUUUCCAGCUUCAGAAGGCACGUUAAUUACUCUAAUGAGGUCAGGAGAGACCCUGCACACGCCAUCCGGCGCCCAGAACACACGGCCCCAGCCCCGUGCCGCCCCACCGCCUGUCAGCAUCCGGCCCACAGCCCCCCGCAUUAGUGUGGGGGCCUCACAGGCCCCAGCUCAAGACCCCCUCCUGCCUCUGCUGCUGCUGCGGCUGCCGCCGCCGCCGCCCCUAGCGCGCGCCGAGGACGCCACCCGCGCCAACUCGGACCGCUACGCUGUCUACUGGAACCGCAGCAACCCCAGGUUCCAGGCGAGCGCGGCGGACGGCGGCGGCGGCAGCUACACGGUGGAGGUGAGCAUCAACGACUACCUGGACAUCUACUGCCCGCACUACGGCGCGCCGCUGCCCCCGGCCGAGCGCAUGGAACGCUAUGUGCUGUACAUGGUCAACGGCGAGGGCCACGCCUCCUGCGACCACCGGCAGCGCGGCUUCAAGCGCUGGGAGUGCAACCGGCCUGCAGCGCCUGGCGGCCCGCUCAAGUUUUCCGAGAAGUUCCAGCUCUUCACGCCCUUCUCACUGGGCUUCGAGUUCCGCCCGGGCCACGAGUACUACUACAUCUCUGCCACACCCCCCAAUGCCGUGGACCGGCCCUGCCUAAGGCUGAAGGUUUAUGUACGGCCAACCAACGAGAGCCUGUACGAGGCCCCCGAGCCCAUUUUCACCAGCAAUAACUCCUGCAGCGGCCUGGGCGGCUGCCACCUCUUCCUUAGCACCGUCCCCAUGCUCUGGACCUUCCUGGGCUCCUAG
Messenger RNA from Orycteropus afer afer, 1287 nucleotides. It is a transcript of the gene EFNA2, whose product is annotated as ephrin A2. NCBI's taxonomy places the organism in Eukaryota, Metazoa, Chordata, Mammalia, Tubulidentata, Orycteropodidae. Gene Ontology annotation, biological process: ephrin receptor signaling pathway; axon guidance; osteoclast differentiation. Bases 1 to 1287 code for a protein of 428 amino acids. Gene Ontology annotation, molecular function: ephrin receptor binding. The transcript has 8 exons. The record is from RefSeq and is a predicted model, not a curated record. Gene Ontology annotation, cellular component: plasma membrane.